GUCAGAUGUUUCGCUCUUGACAUUGGUUUGUUAGUUUUCCAUUUGUACAUUCCUAUAGGCAAAUUGAUUUGUGUAUAAUAACAUGGCCCUAAUUCCUCCGGUUACCCGUUUGUCCUCCUCAAUUAUAAGGAUAUUGGGUUGCAAUCCAGGCCAUAUGACAUUGCAAGGAACAAAUACAUAUCUUGUAGGCACAGGCAAAAAACGUGUUUUAAUUGAUACAGGCGAUCCCGAUGUUCCAGAGUACAUCAAACACUUGACAGGAGUGUUAAAGGAAGAGAAUGCAACUAUUGGUACCAUCUUAUUAACCCAUUGGCACCAUGACCAUGUGGGAGGUGUUAAGGAUGUUUUAAAAACCUGUGUGGAUAAAGUAAAUCUUCAUAAAGAUUGUCAGGUAUACAAAUUUCCGCGCACUGAUGCUGAAGAUGUGUGUCCCGAGAUACCCAAAGAUGUUAAGGUGGAAACAUUAAAAGAUCAGCAAGUGUUUGAGCUGGAAGGUGAAAACUUGAAAAUUCAUCAUACCCCGGGACAUACAACAGACCAUGUCGUAUUAACCACCAAUGAGGGAGUAUUGUUCAGUGGAGAUUGUAUUUUAGGUGAAGGAACGGCUGUUUUUGAGGAUUUAUACGAUUAUAUGAAAAGUUUGGAGAAGAUACUCAACUUCAAACCCUCAGUUAUAUAUCCUGGACAUGGCAACAUCAUUGAAGACCCCUUGGAAAAAAUACAAUACUAUAUUAAACACCGUAAUCAGCGCGAGCAACAAAUUCUAAGCUGCUUUGCCGAAAGGAAACAGCAGAAAAUGCAAGCCAUGGAUGUAGUUAAAGUUGUCUACAAAGAAACACCAGAACAGCUAUGGCCUGCUGCAGCUUACAAUGUUAGUCAUCAUUUGACAAAGCUGCACAAAGAAGGCAAAUUGGAAAAGUGUCAAAGUCCCGAAAGUGACGAAGACAAUCCUUUUUAUAUGUUUUGCCAAAAAACCAGCAAUUUAUGAGGAACAUUUACAAUUUCCUACGAUAAGUAAUAAGAACAGUGUUUUAUUUUGUUUAACAAAAAAAAUCAUAAUUAAAAAAUACAAUUGUUAAUAUUUUUUUAAUAAUAAAUAUCUCUAUUCCUCUGGUUGAAA
Messenger RNA from Stomoxys calcitrans (stable fly), 1120 nucleotides. RefSeq names its product beta-lactamase-like protein 2 homolog. The transcript is spliced from 4 exons. Gene Ontology annotation, molecular function: single-stranded RNA binding; RNA endonuclease activity. Gene Ontology annotation, cellular component: mitochondrial matrix. Lineage: Eukaryota; Metazoa; Arthropoda; Insecta; Diptera; Muscidae. Bases 83 to 988 code for a protein of 301 amino acids. The record is from RefSeq and is a predicted model, not a curated record.